AUGACUGGAAAAGCAAAACUUGUGAAGAAGUAUGAGGGGUAUUCUCGCAUUGCAUUGAGCAAGGAUAAAUAUGAAGUGGAAGAAGAUAUGGAGGAAUUACGAAAGAUGAGAGCCCAGAACCAUAUGGUAGAUUACAGUGAUGUACAGUACAACCACCUCGAAAUCAAGCCACGUGGAGCUAUCAAUAUAUAUGGAGAUUUAAUCUCUCCAUUCGACAAACUGGAAUAUUCGCAAAUUCCAGAACAUUUUUUUUUACUAGACCACUCAGGACACAGCUCCAUUAACCGUAACCCAACCGUACCAGAAAGAUGGCUCUCAUCACAGAAUGUAUCUCUGGUUAUGGAUAUGUGA
Messenger RNA from Caenorhabditis briggsae, 351 nucleotides. Bases 1 to 351 code for a protein of 116 amino acids. The transcript has 3 exons. Lineage: Eukaryota; Metazoa; Nematoda; Chromadorea; Rhabditida; Rhabditidae. The record is from RefSeq and is a predicted model, not a curated record.